Molecule: messenger RNA, 564 nt
Organism: Pteronotus mesoamericanus
Lineage: Eukaryota; Metazoa; Chordata; Mammalia; Chiroptera; Mormoopidae
Gene: MICOS10
Product: mitochondrial contact site and cristae organizing system subunit 10
Exons: 4
Coding region: 98-334 (78 amino acids)
Cellular component (GO): mitochondrial inner membrane; mitochondrion; MICOS complex
Source: RefSeq, a predicted model, not a curated record
UCUGGGCCUGGGAACCGCCGCCAGCUCUCGCGAGUCUUGCCUGGAGUCGGAGCACGGGGCCAGAUCGUAAGGAAAGCUGUAGUUUAGGGCGAGAAACAUGUCGGAUUCAGAGCUCGGCAGGAAGUGGGACCGGUGCAUGGCAGAUACGGUCGUCAAGAUAGGUACUGGUUUUGGAUUAGGACUUGUUUUCUCACUUACCUUCUUUAAAAGAAGAAUGUGGCCGCUGGCCUUCGGUUCUGGCAUGGGAUUGGGGAUGGCCUACUCCAACUGUCAGCAUGAUUUCCAGUCUCCGUAUCUUCUACACGGAAAAUAUGUCAAAGAGCAGGAGCACUGACUUCCGCCUGAGGACACCCAGUGGGAGGAAAGAGCAGCCCCGCUUCCCUCAGGAACACUGAAGUGCUCUGGAGUGAGCCGCACUCUUCUGUGACGAUGUUUUCAGCAAGGCUUUAAACGCCAGCGCGCUGUUUAUGUAUUUGAAACCAAGUCUGUUUCUUGUUUUGUAUUUUCUCUCUGGAAAUUGCAAGGAGGUGGUCUUAAAAGAAAUAAAUUAAACAAAAAUAGGCA